UUAUGGCUUGUGCUCAGAAGAGGAGAGGAACGCCAUUUUAUUAACCUUUUAGGCGGGGAGUUGUAAAUUUGUUAUUAAAUAUGCGGUCGAAAAUGUGUAGACACCUUAUGCUAAAAAUAAAACAGCGUUAGUUGCAGGAUCACCAGAAACGUCGAAUCGGUAUGGAAGAUGGUUCAAAUACUACCGUAUCAGACGUAGAGGUGUUGGAGCAUGCAAAAAAUGGAGUAGUGGCCCCCAUAAUGGCAAACUUCCCUGAUGGGAUAAUUGCUGUUUCGAAAGAUGAAAAAAUAAUUCAUAUCGAAAGUGCGAAAGUCAAUGGUGACAAUAUUGAAGAAAAUAAUUUAUUUGAGGAUAAUUCAUACAGUUCAGAAAGUGAUGCUCUAGUGAUAGAUGAAAGUGUACCUAAAAAACGAAAUUCCAAGAAAAGAAGUGCACAAAAAACAAAAAUUAUAUCCGAGGACAAUUCCAAUAAAGACAGUGAAGUGGUUACGCAUUCCAAUCCAUAUUUUAAUGAAUCACUGUUUGAAUUAUCUCAGUUACAUCAGAAUUCUCAAGACAAUUCAAAUAAAAUUAACAGUAACGUGACAGUGGACAAAGAAGAUAAAAAUUUCAAACCUAAACAUAAAAAAAUUAAAGGCAAAAGUAAACCAAAACUUAGAGAAUAUGCUCAGUAUUUAGGUUUGCAACCAACUGUGCAGUUUAAGUGUUCUAAGUGCGGUAGAGCGGGAUUUGAGUCUUUAACGACUCUUCAGGAUCAUAUUAUUCAGUGCAAUUCAGUGCAAACUGUUCAGGAAAAAAUUCCUGAAAAUUCUUGUUCAGGAUUCAAACUAACCCGCAAAGUAUUUUUGUGUUCGGCUUGUGGAACAUAUUACGAAAAUUGGAACCUUUAUAUGCAUAUGUUAGAGUUUCAUAGAAGAUAUAUAUGUUUAUAUUGUUUAGGUAUGUUUUCUAUAUUGGAAGACCUAUGUCAGCAUAUACAAUCUCGUCAUAAUCUUGAACCAGGACAUAAAAAUACCUUAGAUGAAUUUUUCAAUGUUUAUAAUGAACCUUGUUACGUAGUGUGUUGUGAGUGUAAUAAACUCUUUAGCGAGCAAGAUAAUUUUUUUUAUCAUAAUUGCAUGAGUAAUAAAAACACGAAGAGUAAGAAAUCGAUAAAACAGCAAAUUACUCCAGAAAAUCAUGUUACAGGCGACUCUGUACAAGUAAGUGAAGAAAUUCUUGCAAAUGCUACUAGCACUAAGGAACUACAAGGUAUUAUACAAGACGCCUCUGAAAAAAAAAACAUAGGGUCAGAACAAAACACUGACAAUACAGUACCUACGGAAACUAACAGUCCUAAAAAUUUGACUGGCAUUGAAGAAAGAAAUGAAAUAAGUCAACGAGUGGAAUUAGAAGAUGAUGAUGAAACAGUUUCAAAAGAAGAUGAACAAGAUAGAGUUAGUAAUGAUUUAGAACAUAAUCAGUAUACUGAGGAACUGAACUGUAUAAAUAUAGAAAAUAAUACUGUUGAAGAUAACUGUGUUUCAAAUUUGACAGAAGGAAUUCCUUUUAGUGAAACUGAAAACAGAACAGAAGAAAGUAAAGAAGACCUUUCUUUACAAGAAACUAAUAUGGAAAUCAAUGAUGUACAUGGUGAACCAAUUGAAACUCGGAAGGUUCCAAAGUUGUCACUGAAAUUACCUAAACCUGGAACUUAUUCAGAACCUGACAUUGAAGGAGAAGAAAGUGAUGAUAGUGAAAAAUUAACGAUGGAAGUAGACCAAAUUGAAAGUGAAAAUGAAAAUGAUGUUGAUAAAAUUAAUCCUAAACAGGAUACAGAUGACACUCAUGUGAAGGAUGAAAAUAUAGACUCAUCGCUCCAGAUCGCUGGACCAGAUAUUACAAUUAUCGAAUUACAGUUAGAGCAGCCAUUAGAUAAGUUUGAUCCACGAGUACUCUUACAAAAAUGUUUAAAAGCUACUGCAUCUAGUUGUAUCUAUUGUAAUCACGCCAGAAAAAUUGCUGUUAAUGGCAAACAACUAGGUUUGCAUUGUAUAGCUGAACAUAGAUUUUCAGGUGUUGUGAAUAGCAUAACAGCUGAAGAAUUAAUUCCUGAAAGUUUUGUUAACAGAAUAAAAGAAAGCUUAGGUGAAUUAGAAACAGUAUUUUUUAAUUUAGAAUCAAGUUUUUCAGACGAUGCUGUGACUUUUUCGCAUGUAUUUGAAUGUUUUCAAUGUCGUUUUAGUACAACGGUACAUAAGGAACUGUACUUACAUAACAGAAAAUUUCAUUCAAAAAAUUUAUUAUUAUGUAUAAUGUGUAAAUCGAACUUUUAUAGUUAUAGUGAAUUAAUCUGCCACUUAUGCCCUGGAGUAUACAUUUUGGAUUAUGAUUUACAAUUUCGUUGCUGCAUGUGUGUAAAUGAUGAUUUACCUUCUUCUUUUCGAUUAAUGGUUCAUCUUAGAAAAAGGCAUAAUGUUUGCGAUGUUUGUUUGGAAAUGUGUCAUACACAAUAUCGUCUUUCAAACCAUGUAUGGAAACAUAAACUACAUCAUUUCUGUUAUCGAUGUGGUAUUGCUUAUAGAAAUAAGCCAGAUAUUACUAGACAUUUGUUUUGGAAACAUGGAACUGAGAGUGUUUUAUGUAAAAAAUGUUUGCAGAAAAAGUGGCCCCAUGUUUAUCACUUCUGUGUGCCACCAACAAGCUUUGUUUGUGAAGAAUGUAAUGUCUCUUACACUAAAGCAGUAUCGUUGAAGGUGCAUAAAAGAAUACACACAGAUGAGAAAAAACACGCUUGUACAUUUGAAGGAUGCUCAGAGAAAUUCAUUUCCAAGAAAUUAAUGCUCAAGCAUGAAUUACGUCACAGGGAACCUCCAGAGGAAAUUAUAAAUGAAGAGGAAAGUGAGAGAGUUACCGAUGAGGCGAGAGAAGAGAAAGUGGAAGAAAAAAAUCUGGAAAUUAAAAACGAGGAAGAGAAGUCUGAAGACAAACCUAAACCUAAAAUAGAUGUUUUAGAUUUACCUGAACUAAAUCUUUCUGAAAGUGACAGCAGUGACUCUGAAACUGAACCUUCAGCAAACGAUAAAAAAGAGGAGCCCAAUGAAAAUAAAGAAAUAGAUACAAAUGUGCAAGAAAUAGUAAAUAAUGAGAAAGAAGAUAAAGAAAACAAUAAAGAAUCUGAUCAGCUGCUUCAUCAAGGAGAUAAUACAGUGGUUCAGAAGGAAGUAAAUGAGAAAAGCGAAGAUUUUGAUAAUCCAAAUUCUGUGAUACAAAAUAUUUGGGAUAAUUUUAAAAAUUAUCAAGCAAAUAAGGAAAAAUUAGAUAAUAUGUUUAAUGAGGUAGAAAAAACAGAGCCGAAUCUGGAUCUCGCAGUUCCUGAUGUUGAUCAGCUAACAGUGGAACUUGCCUUAAGAGACCAUGAUUAUUGUGUUGACCCUGAGAAAACAGUAGAUACUAGUUUAAUAGAAGUAAAGCCAGCUUUGACAAUGACUGAAAGUGUUGACCAUGAUUACUGUUCCCCAAAACCUCAAGCUCCUGUAUUAGAAAAACCACCAUUGGAACCUAUUACAGAACAAAAUAAUAAAGAAGAUAUUAAAGAAAAAAAGAACAGUGACAGCUCCUGUAAUGAAUCAAGUAGUGAUAGUGACUCGUCUAGUUGUUCGUGUGGAUCAAAUUGUUCUUGUAGCUCCAGUUCCGAUAGUUCCAGUUCAACUUCAGAAAGUUCUAAUUCUGACAGCUCUACAGAAGAAGGUAGGAAAAAACAGCAAGCUCGACGUCAACGUAGGAAAGAACGUGCAAAUAAAAUAAAAGAAAAUGACACUAAAGUGGUAGAUGUUGUAGCAACAGAUUUACCUCCAAUCGCUAUCGAAACUCCAAUUAGGGAGUCUGAUUUAGAAACAACAGAAAGUGAAACUGAUGAAGAAUUUUAUGAUAGAGCUCCUCAAAAAUUAGCAAAAAAAAUAUUAGAAGAGAAGCGGCAGCAAUUGCUGGCUAUCAUGGGGCCUAAUAAUAUGCCUAAUGGCAGCUUUAUUGAAAGUACCAGUAGACCGCCUACACCUCCUGCUGGUGUUGAGGAAGAGGAAACUAAACCAAAGAAAAAGUCCAAAUCCAAAAAACGUAAAAAGAGAAAAAGUGAGCGGAAAAAUGAAAUGGAAAUAGAUGUUAAAGAAUACACAACAGAAGCCUCAAACAUACCUGUACCAUCUUAUUAUCAGUACCAACCACCAACAGUAGCACCUAUAACCCUUUCUCUGUCACGAAAUUCGCCAGUACCAAAUCAGUCUACAGUUCCCCCAGUGCCAACAUCUUACCAGAAAGCUCAAAAUGAACCUUCGUACAUUAGACAGGACUCAUCUGAUUCCAGUUUAAGAGCCUCAAAACGUAGAAGAGUACCCAAUAAAUUUUAUGGAUAUUCUAGUGACGAAGAUCAAGAUAAAGUUCCACCAUCUAUUCCUAAGUGGAGAAAGACUGAAGUACCUCAAGCACCUAGGUCACCCAUGGUUGUGCCCCCUAUUACAAUUAAAACUGCAACUCAGCCAAUACAACAACCAACGGUUGAACCAAUAUCUAUUCGUACGGGAACCCACUUAAGUGACUUCCGAGUUCAAAGGCCUACACCUAAACCUAUUCCACCUCCAGUUCAUUUACUAAAUCAGAGACAGUUGGAAAAGGACAGUGCUACAGAAUCGAAUGACUCUAGUUCUGAAGAACAACCGGUUCUGCCUAAGCCCAACCAACCUCAGCUAUACUGCUACUGUAGAUGCCCUUACGAUGAGGUGUCUGAAAUGAUCGGAUGUGAUGCUAGUGAUUGUGCAAUUGAAUGGUUUCAUUUUGAAUGUGUAGGUAUUAUGGUACCCCCCAAAGGGCAGUGGUUCUGCCCCGACUGUAGAAAAAGGAAACAACAAAGAAGGGAAUUGCUCCAAACUUAAGAGUUGUAAGAGAUGUACUGGUUUACCAGUUUUUAGCUUAUACUUGAAAUAUUUGUUGGUUUUGUUGAGUUUUUGUUAUUCUUUUGGUUUUCCCAUUUAGAAUUUACGUGCAUGUUGAUUUUUCUGAUCCAUUGUUAUAAUUUUAAUAUGCGAAGAUAUUGUGGAUAUGAAACGUUUUUUUUAGUAAUUUUGAUAUACAUUGAACAUCUGUAUUAAGUAAUAUAAAAACCAAAAAAAUCCUUAAAUAAAAUUAAUUCGAAAAGUUUCAGGUAAUUGUUCAGUUAAUUGAAUUAAAUAACUAUUUAUUUUAUAUUAAGAAAUACCUAAUAAAAUACAUAAUUUGAAUUUGAUGAUCAUUCGGAAUGAGAAACAUGUAAUGAAAAUGCCACUAUUGAUAAUGCCAAAUAAAUGGUGAUUAUGUAAUAAACAAAUUUUUUCUACUCUAUGUGAUCGUAUUUAUCUGAAAUUAGUCUUAUGUAAUUUUGUAUCACAUUAUUUACUCUAUUUUUGCAGAAGACUAUGGUCCUGCGUUGAAUUGAGAUAUUUCAACAGACUGAAUAAAUUAUUUUAAGCAAGAAGUUACAUAUAAAGUAUAGUAGUCUCAAUUUUAGAUAUGCGGGUUGUUGAAAUAAGAAAAUUUAUCACGUUUUCUGAAAUAUCUCUAAGAAUUUUGACGCAAGUUGAUGAAAUUUGGAGUCACUGGUUUAUCUAAUUAGAAAAUGAAGAAUUGAAUAUUACCAAUAAAUAUAAAAACUAUUACCAUGUGAAUUUUUCUAUUGAAUG
Anoplophora glabripennis (Asian longhorned beetle) is the source of this 5690-nucleotide messenger RNA. RefSeq lists its product as uncharacterized. Gene Ontology annotation, molecular function: RNA polymerase II transcription regulatory region sequence-specific DNA binding; DNA-binding transcription factor activity, RNA polymerase II-specific. The transcript is spliced from 3 exons. NCBI's taxonomy places the organism in Eukaryota, Metazoa, Arthropoda, Insecta, Coleoptera, Cerambycidae. Bases 162 to 4907 code for a protein of 1581 amino acids. Gene Ontology annotation, cellular component: nucleus. The record is from RefSeq and is a predicted model, not a curated record. Gene Ontology annotation, biological process: regulation of transcription by RNA polymerase II.